CUAGUACUUACUACUUGCUGGGUUGAGUGCGUAUGCGUGACGGUAUAGUACGUACUAGUGACCUCAGCGCUUGGAAGUGACGAUGCUGUGACGGUCACGCCUACCCCGGUCACGAUCAUCCCGAGUCCGGACGCACAACAACGACGUAGAACUGCUGCACUCCGCUCAACAUGCCCGUCCCAUGGGAAGCCCUCAUUCCCUUCGGCCUGGUCACCGCUAUGUUCGGUGCGGCGGGUACGCUGCUGGGCAUUUCUAAACGGGCGCAGAACCAAGGAAAGCCUCCGAGAUAUCACAUAGAUCCGUGGGACGAGACGAUGAUGGAGCGGGACAAGCGGUUGACGGGGCACAUACGAGGGCAGACGUCGACUCCUGCUGCACCUGAAGAGUUCGCAACGAACAGCGAGUGGUACACUGAACAGACGCGGUAAAUGCGAGCCUUGUCUUGUCCCCGUCUUCGACCCUUGCUUUCGUGUACACUCCCAUACUCUGCGAUCCAGCAAACCAGAACAGUCUGUCGUCCACUUUAUCGUCGACUUUUACUCGAUGGGGAACAACACUAAGUGAACGGCCGACUAUCCAUCUCCGCACGCAACCACUCCCAGACCUCCCCUAGUGC
Molecule: messenger RNA, 616 nt
Organism: Rhodofomes roseus
Lineage: Eukaryota; Fungi; Basidiomycota; Agaricomycetes; Polyporales; Fomitopsidaceae
Product: small secreted protein
Exons: 4
Coding region: 171-428 (85 amino acids)
Source: RefSeq, a predicted model, not a curated record